GCGCGUCCCUGCGCCUCACGCUGCAAACGGGGGAUGCCUCCUUCCUCUAGAGCUCAAACCCACUCCCCGUUUUCCGUAAAAACUGUGACAAGGAAAAGCCCUGUUGUAUUUCUUUGAAACACUGUCACAAAGCUCAUGCUCUGCGAGCUCUCUCCACCUCCUCCACCACUCACAGGACUCCUCCAGGAUGCUGAAGAACAAGCCUUCUAUCGGGCACAAAGUGGCAGGCUGCUGGAUUUUCCUCUCGCUCUUCCAUGUAAACUUCUCUGCCGGCAGCUCAGGAAAAGGCUCCCAGAGCCAAGAUGAUAUGCACGUCAUCCACAACAAUCAACUGGACCUGCGGGAGAUAGUGUUCGUCCUCCAGAGUCAAAGCAACUCCUUCCAUGACAGGCAGGCAGAGAGACGGAGAGCUGAUUUACUGAAGCAGGCACACAGUCUCACCGAGAAACCGCCGGUGCUUUUGCUUCUUCACACUUUAUCAGAUAAUGAGGGAGAUUGGAGUAUGCUCCCUCUGCUGCCUUACUUAUCACACUCUUUUGGGAAAAACUCAUCCUGGAUCGUGUUUCUUGAGGAGGAAACAAAUGUGAAGAUGACUAAACUUGUUCAAGUCCUUGCAAAAUAUGACAAAAAUAAAGAGUGGUUUCUUGGUAAGCCCCUCCACGAUGCAGAGUCGACCAUCAUCCAUCACUACGCCUUCGCAGAGAAUCCCUCUGUCUUUAAAUAUCCAGACUUCACUGCUGCCUGGGCCUUAAGCAUCCCGCUCGUUGUUCGGCUCGCCAAUAAAGUGAAAGAUGAGCCACUUAAAUCUGACUUCACCAUUGACCUGAAACAUGAGGUUGCCUUGUAUAUCUGGGACAACGGGAACGGCCCACAUCUCACUGCAGUCCCUGAGCUGUGCACGGAGCCAGAGGACUCCCCUCAGACCAGCCACUGUGCCACCACACUGAGUGGGCCUCCGUUGUGUGGGGAGCCUGUAAAUAAAGAAGAUCUAUUUGUUGCUGUGAAAACGUGUAGGAAGUUUCACAGUGAACGAGUUCCAGUGAUAAAGAAGACCUGGGAAAAACAUGCCUUACAUUUAGAGUACUACAGUGACCAUGCGGAUCCUUUAAUACCAACCAUCGAUUUAGGAGUGCCAAAUACUGAGAGAGGACACUGUGGGAAAACAUUCGCCAUACUGAAAAGAUUUCUGAGCAGCUCUGUCCCAAACACCCGGUGGCUCGUUGUUGUGGACGAUGACACGCUGAUCAGCCUUCCCCGACUGCAGAUGCUGCUGAGCUGUUACGACCCCUCUGAACCCGUGUGUUUAGGAGAGAGGUACGGAUACGGCCUGAGCCAAGGCGGCUACAGCUACAUCACAGGAGGCGGAGGGAUGGUGUUCAGCAGGGAGGCAGUGGUUCGUCUUCUUGACAGCGGGUGUAAGUGCUACAGCGACGAUGCUCCGGAUGACAUGGUGCUGGGAAUGUGCCUCAAUGCUCUGGGACUCCCUGUCACACACAGUCCGCUCUUCCACCAGGCCCGCCCUGAGGACUAUUCCAGAGACUUCUUAGCUCACCAGGUGCCCAUUUCUUUCCAUAAACACUGGAACAUCGACCCGGUCGCUGUUUUCAACAAAUGGCUGAAGGAUGACUCGGUGGCGAAAACUUCAGAUGGACUCAAUAAGAGCGUCAAAACGGAGUUAUAGGAUUUUUAAGCACAUGAAAGCCUGUAUGAACAUCUAUGUAUGUAGAGAGCUUGUGUGUGAGAGAGUGAGUGUACAGUAUGUGUGCGUGUAUUAUGGAGUCAAGGAACUGUCCUUCAUAGCUGUAAAUGUUGUUGUAUUGUUGAUGUUGAACUGUUAUUAAGACGAACGAUGUGUGUGUGUAAGUCCAUGACUUACAAUGUGAGAGAUUUCAUGACUGAAUUGCAUGUUGAGGUUGUGUUUCUUUAGAAAAUAAGGGUGUAAUAUAUGUAUAUUUAUAACAUGUGAAUAAUGUAAACCUUGGAGGAGAGGUACUGUAUCUUUCAAAAAGCAUCACUUAUGCUGUACAAUGUGCUCUUUUUUUUGACAUAAAAGGAUUAAUAUCUGAGAA
Labrus mixtus (cuckoo wrasse) is the source of this 2069-nucleotide messenger RNA. It is a transcript of the gene b3glcta, whose product is annotated as beta 3-glucosyltransferase a. Gene Ontology annotation, molecular function: acetylglucosaminyltransferase activity. The transcript has 15 exons. NCBI's taxonomy places the organism in Eukaryota, Metazoa, Chordata, Actinopteri, Labriformes, Labridae. Bases 188 to 1681 code for a protein of 497 amino acids. Gene Ontology annotation, cellular component: membrane. The record is from RefSeq and is a predicted model, not a curated record.